ACAGCCGGGGGGGAUGGGAGAACUAGGGUAGAUGCGCGGGCGUUCUCGUUCGUUUGCUCGCUCCCGAGUGCGGCGGGCCGCGAGACUAAGAGGGCGCGAAAAGGAGAGAGAAAGAGGGAAAAAAGGGUUAGGGCGCGCGGGGCGGCGGCUAGUGCUGUGGUUCGGUGCGGCUGGAAGACGUAAGCCGGGCUGCCGCCCAGGGUCUGGAGCAGCGCGAGGGGUGGGAGGGAUGGCAGCGCCAAAGCCGAGGCUCCGCUUUCCUCGCCUCGCUUUUCCCCCUCCCCUGCCCAGCUGGGGCCUCGAGCUGCGCAGAGGCGGAGGGAUCUUGUCCGUAAGGAUAGCACAGAAGAUUUUGUUAAAUGCUUUGUGAAAGUCUAGGUUUGUUCUAAGGAUCCACUUCAGUUCAAUAAACAAAUGAGAUGAUAAAUAGGAAUUUACAUUGAAGGUUAAGUUUUCCAAAGGACAUUGAUUCAGGACAUUAAUUUAAAAAAUGAAUCUAUCUAGUAUAGCAUUAAGAGUGGAAACUUGGCUUUCCUCUGCAUGGCAUAUUAAAGUGCCCAUGACAUGGCUAGAAGCUUGUAUUACUUGGAUUCAAGAAGAAAAUAAUGAUGUGAAUUUGACUCAGGCUCAAAUUAAUAAACAAGUGUUUGAACAAUGGCUUCUUACUGAUUUAAGAGAUUUGGAGUAUCCUAUUUUACCUGAUAAGAUUUUGGAAGUUCCAAAAGGAGAACUAAGUGGUUUUUAUUCUUUGCAGAUUAAUUCAUUGGUUGAUGUUAGUCAGCCUAUGUAUUCCCAGUUACAAAAGUUGAGAGGACUGAAUAGGUCAAAUGAUCAAGUAACAGCUGAAACACAAAUAUCCUUAAAGCCUUGGGAAGCAAAUCCUACACGAAUGCUAAUGUUGCAGAUAACUGAUGGAGUUAGGCAGAUACAGGGCAUGGAAUAUCAACCCAUUCCAGCUCUUCAUCAUACUGUUCCUCCAGGUACAAAAAUUCUCAUCCAUGGAAAUAUUUCUUACCGUCUUGGUGUUCUUCUGCUGAAACCGGAAAAUGUAAAGGUUCUAGGGGGUGAAGUGGAUGCUCUUGUUGAAGAACAUAGCCAAGAAAGAAUACUUGCAAGACUAAUUGGAGAGCCUGAUUCUUUAACUUCAAGCAAACCAAAUCAUAGCCAGUGCAUUCCUACACUUGAUGGAAUAGAACCUUCCGACGCAGAACUCCUAGCAAGCCUUGAUGAAAAUGAUGCGUCAGUAGUGGUCAAUAAUGAUAUUACUUCAGAGAGUGGGUAUUUUAGCAGAAGUUCUAUUUCAAACACUAUCAGCAAUGUAACUACAAGCUCAGGACUUUCUAUCAUUUCACCAAGAACAGAUGAAGACCUACCAAAUCCAUCUGUGAAUUUCACUGAAGGGGAUUUAGAUGAUUUUUCACUAGAGGAUGUGUUGUUUUUAGAGGAAACUGUCCAAAAGGAACUUCAAGAGACAGAAGAAAGGAAUUCAUUGACAUUGAACAGAGGCAGUGACAAAAAUAUAGAAAGACAUUCACAGAAACCUAACGUUACAGAGGAUUUUUCUCUGAUUAAUACAAAAGAAAAAAAUGUUCAGAAUGAAAAGAUAUUGUUUGAACAAAUAGCCAGUAAAGACAAAUCUUCUGGAUCUCUCUCUGUUAGAGAUCAAAAUUCUAGGAGUAUUUUGUCAUUUGAACAGAAUGCACAACUGCCCCAGGAUUUCAUAGUUAAACAUAAGAGCUCAGGAGUAUAUGAGAAAAUUAAACCCUCCAUUAGCAAUUUAAAAGACUAUAUACUAAAUGAUAAAACAUUAAACACAGAACUGGUUAAUGUACCAAAGCGAGUUUCAGAAAUCAAUCAUGAAAGCAGUUAUAUACAUCCUUGUUCUUUAAUAUCAUUAGAGAACAACAUGGAUCUAAUUUCUUUUGCUGUCGAUUUGGAUUCUCCACCUUUUACUUAUAUUUCUGUCCUAUUAGCCAGAAAUCUCAAUGAUGUAACAACUGUGAGAGUCAAAGCAUUUAUUGUAACCUUAACUGGAAAUCUCUCAUGUUGUGAUGGCUUUUGGAGUGUAACUGCAAAGAUUUCUGAUGGUACUGCUUAUCUAGAUGUGACUUUUGCAGAUGAAAUACUAAGAAGUAUGAUCGGUUUUUCAGUAUCAGAAAUGAAACAGUUGAAAAAAGAUACUAAUCAGCAUAAAAAUUUCCAGGAAGGUUUACAGAAAUGUCAGAGAGCUCUAAUAGACUUGUGCUGUCUGAUGACUGUUACAUUUAAUCCUUCCUUGUCUAAAGGCAUAGUAUCUGUUCUGCAAGAUGUAAAUAUGGAAGACCUACAAAACUUAAAGAGACGCUUGAAUAAGUAAUGUCAAUUUUGAAUAAAUCCAUAAGUUUUGAAUAAAUAACCUACUAAAGCAAUGAUAGAAAAUAAUCAAAAGGACUCAUAAUUUUUUAGGAUUUGAUCUAAAGGACAAAUGUUAACAUUUUAAAUGUUCUCUUUUAUUUCAUUUUUGGGAAUGAAAGAAAUAAAGAUCUAAAACUAACUUGUAAUUUAAAAAACCCCACCAAACCUCUGUUUUAAUUUUAAGGAGAAAAAAGAUACCGAUUUGAAAGAAUGUUAAAGUUUAGACAAGCUGGUUUUUGUUAUCCAUCACUUCUGAAGAUCAUUCCUAAUUUGUCAGCUGAAAUGAUUUCUGAAGUAUUGUAUUAAUGUCCAUUGUUGGGUUGUAUUAAUAAAGAAUUGAUAAUCCUAAGUAAAAUGUUUAAAUUUUAAAUUAUUUAACAUUUUAAACAGAAAUUAUCUAUCCUCAGAAAAAAUGGAUGUAAUCCCAGGGGACCAAAGUGUUGGUUUUCAGAUUAGAAUUAUUUCUUGAUUUUUAGUUUGCUGGUACUUGUUUUUGUGAUAUGAAAGGUAAACUUUACAAUGUUAUGUAUGAAAAAGAGUAAAUUAUUACUUAUUUUGAAGGAUAUUCUAUUUUCAAAUGGUACUAAAAAGUUAAUUUUCAAAUUCAGCAUGUUUGGAUAAAAAGUUUUUCAUCUUUGUUUAUAGGUGGUGCUGAUUAUUUAAAGAUUACAAAAGUACACAUGAAUUUACUGAGUUUUUUUUCAUUUUUUCAUUUUGCUUGAUUACCUGUUUUUUUUC
Dromiciops gliroides (monito del monte) is the source of this 3132-nucleotide messenger RNA. RefSeq names its product RecQ mediated genome instability 1 (gene RMI1). Gene Ontology annotation, cellular component: RecQ family helicase-topoisomerase III complex; nuclear body. Gene Ontology annotation, biological process: resolution of meiotic recombination intermediates; double-strand break repair via homologous recombination. NCBI's taxonomy places the organism in Eukaryota, Metazoa, Chordata, Mammalia, Microbiotheria, Microbiotheriidae. Gene Ontology annotation, molecular function: nucleotide binding. Bases 491 to 2356 code for a protein of 621 amino acids. The record is from RefSeq and is a predicted model, not a curated record. The transcript has 4 exons.